Protopterus annectens (West African lungfish) is the source of this 1859-nucleotide messenger RNA. RefSeq names its product protein FAM124B-like. The coding region runs from base 132 to 1718 and encodes 528 amino acids. The record is from RefSeq and is a predicted model, not a curated record. Lineage: Eukaryota; Metazoa; Chordata; Ceratodontiformes; Protopteridae. The transcript has 4 exons. Gene Ontology annotation, cellular component: nucleoplasm.
CUCCGUAGUUGGCAGGAGCUCCGCAACAGCAGGGAGAGGCAAGGCGGUGAGCUGCUUUGCACUGAGGAAACGUGAGUUUAACCUAAUGCAAACAACACUCGAGUGCAGCGACAACAGAAACGCUCUUGGCCAUGAUUCGAAAAAGUGGACUAGAGGAACGUGUCCCAUGCAGACAAGGAAACCUCGAGGAGUUUGAAGACUCAGGCGCUGAGACAGCUGGAUCUGACUUCAGCAGAAUGUCCUCGGCAAGCAGUGACUCUGUGUUGGAUGAAAAACAAGACCCCUUUCUGAUGUCAGUACAUCUUCUUGCCAGCCCGGGACAGUCAUUCCUUCUGCAGCAAACUCUUGAUGAGCUUUUGAAGUGGACAAGUCCAGAGGCUCAUCUAUUUUAUGUUUCUGAACGCACUACUGCAGUUAGGCGUUGUGAUGAACAUCUCAGGAAACGUUCUGGAUAUCCAGCCAUGUCAGUUAUCCUGUUUCUACAUGAGAACCUGGGUGAAGAAAGAAUUUUGGAAGCACAAGAUUUUUUUCAGAACCUGCCGUGGAAAUUUCAUCAUAGUGAAAGCUCUAAUGGAAGCGUACUUCCGUACAUGCAUUUUUGUCAAAAUUUUUAUAGCUUGGAUGAUGAUAUGCCUGUUUGGGCAAUUAGACAGGUCCACUGUGGAGGAGAAAUACUUAGAGUUACACUAUACUGUAGUUAUGACAAUUAUGAAGAUACAGUUAAACUGUAUAAACUCAUCUUACAGAAAGAGGCAACUAUGCAGAAAACUAACUUCUGCUAUUUUACUCUGUACUCCAACUCCAACUUUAACAUUCAGCUAUUCAUAAAACAGCUGUCACCUAGAAUUUCAGUGGACAUCAAGGAAUCAGCAGUGUUACAGUUCAGGGUGCAGUACAUUGGCCAGUUGGUACCCUUUAUGCAAAAACCUUGCAUAGCAAUAAGUAACGCAAGGUGGCAGACAGAAGACUUUGAUGGCAACAAGAUUCUUUUUCAGGUUCAAGACAGCAGUCAGCACUCCCAAAGAAGUUGUGAAAGCUCCCAGCCACCCGUUUGUUCCUGCAAAAACAUCUUGAGCAACUUAAUGCAAUAUAGAAGGACUCAAUUUCCUUUGAGUAAAAUAGUCAGUAGUAAAGACAGAAAGCUGCCAGCUGUGCUGAGGAAUCGCAAAACCCAGAAAUUAAGGACUGUAGAUGAGUUCCAGAAAGGACAGUCAGUAGAAACUUGUAACCAAUAUGAAGGGUUUGCUUCAGAGAGCUCUUGCAGUACACCUAGAAGCAGUUCCUGUUGCUCUUCAAAGUGUAGCAGUCCUGUGUCAUCAUCUCAUUGUGGUGAAUGUAACAGUACAGCCGUCCAAAAAAGUAACUACUUUCACAUGACUUCUGUUAAAGUGCAGCAAGAAUUUGAGAUGAAUGUUGAUACAGGCAUUUUAAUAGGAGGUUCAGAAGUUUCAUCUGACUAUAAUUCAGAUCCUCUUACUGGGUUUUCCAAAAUUUUGAACAAUUGUCUUCCAGAUCAAAGGACAGAGCAAAGUAACUUGAUUAACAAAGACAUAAUUGGGAGACUUUCAGAAACUGAUUCAGAUUUUAAUCAGACCCAAAGUAUCUCACUUGCUGCCAUAAGUAAAAUGGCAAACUGUGAAACCCAGGACAUUGUUUUACAGCACUUUCAAACAAAGCGUGGUGAUGGAAAGCAAGAGGAGGAAGAGUUUUUUAUAUAAAAUUAAAUAAGUUAUUUAAUAUAAUAUUCUUGAUAUUUUAUAAAUAUAUUUAAAAUACAGCAUUAGCCCGGUUGUCAUUCGGAAUGCAUCCUUCCAACCUUAACUUUUUCCCCAAUUAAACCUAGUGGAAUUAAACAUUAC